UGGGCGGCAAGCGAUGUCACCUGCACAGGGCAGCUGACUCAAAGGACACCAGUGCAUUACUGGAAAGCAGGGCCCUCCACCCCCACUGCCAGGCUUGUGGUUCCAGGUGUUUCUUAAAAGACCUGUCCACCUGCAUCAGGCCUGUUUCAGUCAUGAGGGGAUUGGGUCUGUGGCUGGGGAGCUGGCCGAAGCCCAGGCAAAGGCUGCUGGGAUGGGGUGAGGGCAGGGAACUCAGGAUGGGGCAGCUGCCUCUGGAAGAAGCCAGGAUGUCCCUGGCUGCCGCCGUAGGGGUAGUAAGAGGAUUAGGUGUCAGUCCCUAACCCAGCCCGGAACUAACACCCUCCUCCACUAACAGCCCCCUCCCCCGCACUCACAGCACCCUGGCCUGCCCCCGUCGGAGCUUGCCAAACUCAGAAUAACCCCGGGGACCAGACCGUGGGAUGGCAGGGACUCUGCUCAGCGCCCUGCUCCUAUUGCAGCUGCUCGGCAGAGGUGAAGGGAAGAACGAGGAGCUGCGUCUUUACCACCACCUCUUUGACAACUAUGACCCAGGACGCCGACCAGUGCAGAAGCCUGAGGACACUGUCACCAUCACCCUCAAAGUCACCCUGACCAACCUCAUCUCACUGAAUGAGAAAGAGGAGACCCUCACCACCAGCGUCUGGAUUGGAAUCGACUGGCAUGAUUACCGACUCAACUACAGCAAGGGCGAUUUUGGGGGCAUAGAAACCCUGCGGGUCCCUUCAGAACUCGUAUGGCUGCCAGAGAUUGUGCUGGAAAACAAUAUCGACGGCCAGUUCGGUGUGGCCUAUGAAGCCAACGUGCUGGUCUCGGAGGGCGGCUACGUGAGCUGGCUGCCCCCGGCCAUCUACCGAAGUAUCUGCGCCGUGGAGGUCACCUACUUCCCUUUCGACUGGCAGAACUGCUCUCUUGUUUUCCGCUCGCAGACGUACAAUGCAGAAGAGGUGGAGCUCGUCUUUGCUGUGGACGACGAGGGUGACACCAUCAGCAACAUAGAUAUCGACACUGAGGCCUAUACUGAGAACGGGGAGUGGGCCAUCGACUUCUGCCCCGGGGUGAUCCGCCGCCACGACGGUGGCUCUAAUGAUGGUCCAGGGGACACUGAAGUCAUCUACACGCUCAUCAUUCGCCGGAAGCCGCUCUUCUACGUUAUUAACAUCAUCGUGCCUUGCGUGCUCAUCUCGGGCCUAGUACUGCUCGCCUAUUUCCUGCCGGCACAGGCCGGCGGCCAGAAAUGCACCGUCUCCAUCAACGUCCUGCUCGCCCAGACCGUCUUCUUGUUCCUAAUUGCCCAGAAAAUCCCAGAGACAUCUCUGAGCGUGCCGCUGCUGGGCAGGAAUGAGGCGGAUCCCUGCAGACCUCGUCCACACAGGCAUAGCCGCGCUCCCUGGAGCAGAAGCCGGGCGCUCGCGCCUGCCGCAGACCCCGCUUGCCGAGCCCCCUGCCCCGCGGCCUGGGCUGCCCGGGCCAGAGCUCUACCCGGAUCCCCGGCGUCUAGUCGCCGCACCUCCUGCUGCACCCACAGGGCUGAGAUCUGCAGCGGGGGUGCAGGAGUUGGCGGGGGUGCAGAGGUCCCUGCUCCUGCCGCUCGAUCCCCCUUCCCCGCCCCUCCUCAGCACUCCCGGCACCCCAUCUCUAACGAGGUGGCCCCGAAGUUCACUACGCUGGCCGUGGAUUCUCUUAGCACCAGCCCCAGGGUGGGCUUCGGGGCGGGCGGCUUCUCUGGCUCUCGCGGCUCCAGGGACUUCGGCUCUCUGAACCGCUGCUCCAGAUAUUCACGGGCCGCGGCCACAAGUUCCAGGGAAGAGAGAAGUGGGGGCUGGAGGGCCGCCUGGAAAAGCACAGGGACUGUGGGGUCAUAGGUCAGAGGUAAUGGGGGGACGCUGGAAACCUUCCUAGAGCGUUUCAAGGUGCCACCCUUGGGGGUGGAGGGUGGGUAUCGGCGUAGGCGCACCUCCGUGGAGCUGUGGAAGUGGCAGACCCACAGCAGGGUUUCCAGGGAGCUGGGGGUCCCCUUCAUGGUUGCCACCGGCGGUGCGAGGGGGGAGAAGGGCGGGGGGGACGCGUCUGGCCCCGCAGAGGAGCAGCACCUAAGGGGCAUAACUCCACCCCUUGCGGAGAGGUGCGUUUGUGAGGUUAGAGGACUAGUGGCCCCCUCUGUGGCUCAGGGGAAGUGGGGAGGCUGCGACGUCACGAACUCCGGGCUCCUCAGGUACCUCAUUUUCGUCAUGGUGGUUGCCACGCUCAUUGUCAUGAAUUGUGUCAUCGUGCUCAACGUGUCUUGUCGGACGCCCACCACUCACGCCAUGUCCCCGCGGC
Molecule: messenger RNA, 2340 nt
Organism: Delphinapterus leucas (beluga whale)
Lineage: Eukaryota; Metazoa; Chordata; Mammalia; Artiodactyla; Monodontidae
Source: RefSeq, a predicted model, not a curated record